GAGCAGUUUUGAGGACUGUUAAGUGGUGAGAGUAUUUGUGGUCGUGUAGUGUCGUUUUAAUAUCGUGGUAAUCCUUGGACAUCAAGUGUUGGAAUUGCACGAUAAUGUCGGACACUGCACCUAACGUUGACGCUAAGCCUUCGCCAGCAGCGUCUAAAGCUCCAGCCAAGGGAGGAGCUGAAAAGAAGAAGCCUGGUAAACCUAGGAACUACGAUCUAGGGAAUGGCGUUUACAGAUUCAGUCGUAGUCGCAUGUACCAUAAGAAGGCGUUGUACAAGUUUAUUGGCAAGAAGACUGAAAAAAAGGUUAAACCCGUGAAACCAUUAACAAUAGAGAAGAAGAUCGGUGGUGAGAAAAAUGGAGAAACGCGAAUAGUUCUGCUUAGAAAGAGGAGAAAUUACUAUCCUACUGCUGAUAAGAUUAAGCCUCACCAUAGCAAGAAGUUGUUCUCGCAGCAUAAACGUUACACGCGACCAACAUUGACUCCAGGAACUAUUUGCAUACUUCUUGCAGGACCUCAUAAAGGCAAGCGUGUUGUGCUUCUCAAAGUACUUGCUUCUGGAUUACUGCUUGUUACAGGACCCUUCAAGAUCAAUGCGUGUCCUUUGCGUCGCAUAAGCCAAAACUUUGUGAUUGCCACCAGCACAAAGUUGGAUAUUUCAGGUGUGAAGUUGCCAGACACCAUAAAUGACAAGUACUUCAGAAGAAAUAGGCAGAAGCGUGCAAAGAAAGCAGAAGGUGACAUCUUCAACACCAAAAAGGAGGCAUAUAAGCCAUCAGAUCAACGAAAGGCAGACCAGCAGGCGGUUGACAAACAGAUCAUUGAGGUGAUCAGGAAACACCCAGAGAAGAAGCAUAUUUUUGCUUACUUUUCGGCAAUGUUUGGACUUCGCAGCAGCCAGUAUCCACAUCGGAUGAAAUUCUAAGAUGAAAUUUUGUGUGAUCCCUAUUCUGUUUCAACGUUGCAUAGAUUAAAUUUUGGGGAAAACAAAAA
This is a messenger RNA of Cryptotermes secundus, 994 nucleotides long. RefSeq names its product 60S ribosomal protein L6 (gene RpL6). The transcript is spliced from 6 exons. Lineage: Eukaryota; Metazoa; Arthropoda; Insecta; Blattodea; Kalotermitidae. The coding region runs from base 105 to 926 and encodes 273 amino acids. Gene Ontology annotation, molecular function: RNA binding; structural constituent of ribosome. The record is from RefSeq and is a predicted model, not a curated record. Gene Ontology annotation, cellular component: ribosome; cytosolic large ribosomal subunit. Gene Ontology annotation, biological process: cytoplasmic translation; ribosomal large subunit assembly.